Messenger RNA from Pieris macdunnoughi, 672 nucleotides. The record is from the annotation of a GenBank genome assembly. NCBI's taxonomy places the organism in Eukaryota, Metazoa, Arthropoda, Insecta, Lepidoptera, Pieridae.
AUGGAAGACUUAAAGGACGUAUAUCUAACUCCCUUACCAGAGUCUCAAUAUGUUAAGCCAUUUCGGUUACAUUAUACUCAAAAUGGAAAGCAAAAGAAUUGGGACUUGCUUGAAGUACAUGAUAGUGUAGCUGUUAUUGUAUUUAAUGUUACAAGAAAGGUUAUGAUUUUUGUUAAACAAUUUCGGCCUGCAAUUUAUUAUAACAAUGUACAUCCAAAAGACAGACAAUCUGAUCAAAUAGAUACUAAUAAAUAUCCAGCUUCUUUGGGAAUAGCACUAGAGAUGUGUGCUGGUAUCAUUGAUAAGAAUAAAAGUGUAGAAGAGAUAGCACAAGAAGAAGUUCUUGAAGAAUGUGGCUAUAAUGUUCCUCUGAAGAAAUUGCAAAGAAUCACUUCAUAUAGGUCAGGAGUUGGUGUCCAGGGUGCCUUACAAACAUUCUUUUAUUGUGAAGUUACUGAUGAAAUGAAAACAGAACAAGGAGGUGGUGUUGAUGAUGAAAUCAUAGAAGUUGUGGAAAAAACAAUACCAGAAAUAGAGGCUUUAGUGACUUCACCAGGCCCCAUUAGCAGUCCUCCAAGUUGUCUAUUUGCUUUGAUGUGGUUCUUACAUUACAAAGCUGAUCAGUUUAGGAAGAGCUAUGGCCUGUAUUGUUCAGAUUGCAAAAAAGUAUAA